Molecule: messenger RNA, 7735 nt
Organism: Xyrauchen texanus (razorback sucker)
Lineage: Eukaryota; Metazoa; Chordata; Actinopteri; Cypriniformes; Catostomidae
Product: piezo-type mechanosensitive ion channel component 2
Exons: 53
Coding region: 14-7735 (2573 amino acids)
Source: RefSeq, a predicted model, not a curated record
GUCUGAGUGAAACAUGCCGGGAGAUAUCAUUGUGGAGACACUUUUUAAUAUACUACUACCGCUUUUACUACUAACUGCAAUAUUAUUUAGGUACAAUGGACUAUCACUUGUAUAUCUUCUGUUCCUUCUGUCCAUACCUCUGUUGUCCAGUCCAAACUCGACUACUAUGAAUGGAAAAACUGGUAAGUUUCUACAUGCCAUUUGCUCUACUGGUGUGAUGUUUCUGGCAUUGCAGUGUGGAAUGCAAAUAACCUUCACAUAUAUUCCCAUGGAUGUGAGUGGGCCAUGGGACAAUAUUUUCUUCCACCUUGGUAUUAUCAGGUUUAGUGAGGUGGACACACUUAAUUUAAUACGUCUACUAAUGCCAGAUUGUGCUGUCUUCCUGUCUACAAUGUUCAUCAUUCAUUUGAGUAAGGCCAAGCUUCCAGAUCAAAUGAAUAGCAGGACAAACGACAGACAGAUUUAUGAUACUGAGGGUGUAGAUGGAGAGAUUUCUGACUCAGACGCUGAAGAGGACAGUAGAACAUCAGAGGAUUCUUUGUUUGACACCUCUGAAGAGAACUGCUCCCCCACAAGUGCCUCUCCUGGCAUCCUGCAGAAACUGAUCAUAUUUAUAUCUGGCCUGAGACUUCUCAUCUCCUCUGUUUUGAACACUGCUGGGAAGGUAUUGGUGACUGUUCUGCUGGGAAUUGCAGGUAUAACUUUGCCCUCACUGACGUCAGCACUGUAUUUCAUGGUGUUUCUUGGCCUUGUAUGGUGCUGGGUAUUGGGCUGCUCCAUCUCACUACUUCACUUCAGCUCUUUGUGUGUAAUGAUGACCAUUUUCAGUGGAGGACACAUCAUCAUCCUUUACCUCUACCAGCUUCCUCUCAUCCAGCAGCAUAUUUCUCCUCAGGAUGACUUUGCCAGGCUCUUUGGUUUGACAGCACUCAUCCACACUAACAUGUCAGAUCCAUAUAUCCUGGCCCUGCAUGAAGAUGGGAGCUGGCCUGCAAUAGUUCUCCCACAUGUGCUUCUACUACUGUAUUACUUACUCAUAGUUCUUGUACAAAAGUGGAAUCACUCUAUCAAUGAGUCUAAGGUGGUGAUGUUGGAAGAAUCUGCAGUGAAUUCUCUGAUGCUGCUGAAUGACUGCACACAGUGGUUUGCUUUGCAUCCAUACACAACAAACGUCGCUCACGAGAGCAAUGUGGAGAAGGAAAGCUGUGGCAGAGGGGAUGAAAUAUUAAGUGAUGUGGAUUCGUCUGCUGAGCAUGCUGAAGUCAGUGCUUUGAUUCUGCUCGGACAGCUCUUCAUGAAGCAGAGCUACAUCAUUGCUCUUAUCAUCAUGAUGGUGUGGAGCAUCAGCUAUAACUCAUGGCUAACGUUAGUGUUAUUGAUGUGGUCAUGUGUGAUCUGGAUGUUUAAGGAUCGGCGGCGAUUCGCCAUGCUCAGUGCUCCAUUCCUCGCUGUCUAUGGAACAUUGCUGCUAGUGACUGCAUUUAUUAGUGAACUCCAUCUCAACUAUAGUGACAUUUUCCCCACUUUACCGAAGGUUGUCCUGAUUGACUUAGAUAUCUAUGGCUAUCCAGUGCCCUGUGUCCACCUUGCUGCAAAGGUGUGCUAUGCGUUUUUUUUCUGGAUUUUACUGCGACAACGGCUGAAAGAGAAAAAUGAAAAGCAGCAGCAUAAAGAGCAAUGUUUAAUGGAGGUCCAAGUUCAAGCAUGUGACUCUAGUGAAUCAUCUCAAAUGAUGACUUUGUUGGGGGCAUUAGUGAAAGCCACACUGGUGAAGUACUGGAUCUUUUGCUGUUGCUCCAUGUUCUUCGUUAUCAGUUUCUCAGACAAAGUAGCAGUCUACAAAAUCCUCUAUAUCGGUUUAUUCCUCUUCUGUGUGGUUUUAUAUGAGGUACAUUAUGAGGUGUGGAGGAGUGUGUUGAAGCACUUUUGGGUGGUGGUGGUUGGAUACUCCAUGCUAGUGUUGAUCCUGAUCUAUGUGUACCAGUUUAGAAGUGUAUCGAGUCUUUUCCAGCAGAUAUUAGGCAUAACUGAGGAGAGGUUGCGGGACUUUGGGCUUGAACAGUUUGACAUGGUUGAACUAUUUGCACGAAUCUUACUGCCAGCUUCAUUCCUGCUGGCUUGCAUCCUGCAGCUGCAUUACUUCAACUGCGAUUUUCUCUCUCUAACUGACCUGAACAGUGUACCAAGAAGAGACAGAACAUGCAGAGAAGAGGAGCUGAUGGGAGCACUGAAAGGGAUUUUUCAUGUGAUAAAGGAAAACAUAGAUAAACUGAAAAAACGGUUGAUGGAAGAGCAGCUCCAUGGAGAAUGUGUUGACCAAAUGAAGAGUGUGUCGUCUUCUUUAAAUCAUCAAAUGGAAAGAGAAGAUGAUGCAGUGAAGCAGUGGUUGGUGGUAGUGGACAGGCUGCAUGAGUUGGUCCUGCAAUCUGUUUUGUGGUUGUGGAGAGGUCAGGAGCUGUGCUGGAGAAUACUGGAGCUCCACAGCUUCAAACUGGUCUCUGCAGGCAUCAUCUGGGUCUGUAUGCAAGAGGUAUCUUUGAUGAACUCCGUGUUUGUGGUCUUGUGGACAUUUGCUUUGCCAUUUCCGAGGAUGCGCCCUUUGGCCUUUAAUGUGUCCUCUGUUUGGGCAUGUGUGAUGGUUGUGUGUAAAAUGAUGUACCAGCUCAAAUUCAUCAAACCGUCAGAGUAUUCCUCAAACUGCACUGCUCUGCAGUCAUCUAAUGAGAGUUGGGCUAGUGAUAACACCGCUGAGCUCUUGAGGAACUCUGUUCUCUAUGUGGCACCAGUAGAUCCAGCACUUUGGGUCGGGGGACUGAGAAAGUGUGAUGAUCGCAUCCUGUCCUGUAUCUGGAAUCACCUGUUAAUUUUAGGUCUCCUUGUGUUUGAUGUGACUGUCCAUCGUCACCAGCUGCACCACCGUCUCCAAAAUGGCCUUAAAGUGACACACGGCAGUGUGUUAUUCCAGGGUGUGACACGACAGCAUCUGGACCAGGGCAUCCUUCCCUACCUCAAAUACUUCACCAACUAUUUCUUCUACAAGUUUGGUCUGGAGGUGUGUUUUGUGGUAGCUGUGAAUGUCAUUGGUCAGCGGAUGGAUGUCUGCGCUCUUCUGCACUCGUUUGGUCUGAUUACUGUGCUUGCACGUCGACGUAGAAAGGCCAUUGGUGAAGUGUGGCCAAGAUACUGCUGCUUCACUGCCUGUCUGAUGGUGCUGCAGUACCUGCUGUGCAUUGGCCUGCCACCAGCGCUCUGCAUUGAUUAUCCCUGGAGGAGAUCAUCUUCAGCUUUGCGCUCUAAUCUAAUAAAGUGGCUGUAUCUACCAGACUACACCAUGAGUCCCAACCCCACAUUCAUCCUCUAUGAUUUCCUGCUGUUGUUGGUGGCAUCUCUGCAGUGGCAGGUAUUUGAGAUUGAAAAUCAGGCUUGCAUGAGGCAUCUGGCAGGAGAGAAUGUGGAGAUCAGCAGAAGUCUGGACCCACAAACCCUCAACCAGUACACGCUUGUCAACAACUUCCUACACUGCCGCUCGUAUCUGGACAUGUUAAAGGUGUUUGUGUUCAGUUAUUUCUUUUGGCUGGUGCUAUGUCUGAUUUUCAUCACUGGCACCACGAGAAUCAGCAUCUUCUGUCUGGGUUAUCUGGUGGCCUGUUUCUACUUCAUGCUGUUUGGGGGCACAUUACUGCUGCAGCCGGUGCGAUACGUGGUCAGACUGUGGGACUGUCUCAUAGCGUACACCUGUGUGGUCAUUAUCCUCAAGAACAUGCUCUCGCUUGGGUCUUGCGUUUAUCUGGACAGUCUGCAAAAGAAUGGUUGUUGGCUCAUUCAAGCUUUCAGCAUGUUCUGCACCAUCAAUGGAUACAAUUUACCUGAAGCUGAUCAUCAGUGUGAAUUGCCAGCUGGUGAGGCUGGGAUUGUGUGGGAUGCGAUCUGCUUCACUGUACUGCUCGUUCAGAGGAGAGUGUUUCUCAGCUACUACUUCCUGUAUGUUGUAUCUGACCUGCAGACUUCAAUGAUUCUUGCUUCCAGAGGUGCAGAGUUGUUCGAAGCCAAAGUGAAGAAAAGGGUGGCAGCCAGAUUAGAGAUGGAGAAAAAAUCUGUGGUGUCACUGAAGAAACAGAUGGAGAAAAUCCAGUCAAAACAGAAGAACCCUCAUCAGCUCACUUCACCUACCUCACAUACACCAAAGUCUUCUGAUGGAGAUUGUGGCUAUCAUCUGUUUGAAAGUGACAGUGAGGAAGAGGAGGAGAUACAGGGCAGAACACAGGAUGACACUUUACCGAAGAAGAAAACUGCUUUUCAGAUGGCGUAUGAGGCUUGGGUGGCAGGAUCCACAGUAGCUCUCCGAGACCAUGAACAUCAAGAGCAAAAGAGAGUCAAAAGACAGUUGCACAGACAAGAGGGCCUGGAUGAAGAAGAGUCGGAUGAGGAGCAGGCGGAGUUCAGUCUUAAAGAGGAGACACAGAGAGAGUACAGAUUUAAGCGGACUCUUGACACUGUGAAGUUCCUCUGGGUUUUCCUGCUCUCUCUCACUGAAGAUCUCAUAGCAGCUUUGAAGUCGCUGUGUAAAGACAGUCUGGACAUCUCUAAGGUGCUUCGCUUUGAAAGAGCUCUACUAAGCAAACAACAAAAAAAGGGCAGGGAUGUCACGCAUGAUAGUGUUCACCAUUUCUACAAAAACUGGAUCUCCAGACAAGAGACAGAGACAUUGCUGGAUGACAAGGCCAACCAGCAGAUCCAGGAAACAGUGAGCUGCUCACCUCCGCCCAGGAGUAGCCACAUAUGCUGCUACGCAAAACUCAACAAUGCCCACUCAUGGGGUAGCAGCCUUUCCAGCUGUCAUACAGAUGAAACUCUUUUAGUGAGCCGUCAGCCAACUCAAGACGACCUUGAUGCCCCAUCUGAAGCUGUUCAGAUCUGCCUCGAAUCUGCAUAUACUGAUCACAUGUCUGAAGAUAGAGAUGUUCUGUCAGAAGAUCCUGACAACAAUAAAGAGCUGAAGGAUUGUGAAGAAAAAGUUGAUAAGAUGAGAGAGGUUUCGAGAAAUGAACAACAGGAAUGUGUGAGACUGAAUAAUGUGUGUGAUGAGAAACAUGACAAGAUCCCAGAGUCAAGAGUACUCAGUCAAGAGACCAGAGUGCUUACUGCCAGUGAAUUACUGCUUAACAAGAUGUUUGAUAUUCCAGAGCUGGAGGAGUCUGAGCGUUUCUACUCUUCAUUACCUCUUGCAGUACGUUUGGUCUUCACUCUCUACAGCACAAUGGAGUCACAGUCUGAGAUGUUCUGUUAUUUUGUGAUAAUAUUGAAUCACAUGGUGUCGGCCUCUCUGCUCACACUCCUCCUGCCCAUGCUCAUCUUCCUGUGGGCUAUGCUGUCUGUGCCGCGACCCACCAAACGUUUCUGGAUGACUGCCAUCAUCUACACUCAGCUCACAGUUGUGGUGAAGUACUUUUUCCAGUUUGGCUUCUUCCCAUGGACUACAUCAACAUAUUGUGGCAUUAAUGCAGAGCGCCCAUUUGCGGUGCCUAACAUAGUUGGAGUUGAGAAGAAAGAUGGUUAUGUGCUGCUUGACCUGAUCCAGCUCAUUGCCCUGUUCUUCCACCGCUCCAUCCUGAAGUGUCAUGGUCUGUGGGACAGUAAAGAAUUGGAGAUGCCAGACUACUUCAAGAAGCUGAAAAGGAAAACUGAGAAAAAGAAGAUGACCGGAGGAUCAAGACAACGAGAGGACAACACAAGGAGACGUCUGCCCUUCCUUCCACUCCAGACCUCAUGCACUUCAUUCCUCAGAAGACACAGAGGAGAAAGUCCUGAGAGACAUGAACAAAAGCCUAAAAAACAGCAUUCCCAGAAGAAACAGGAGUGUAAGGUGCUGCUGAGCAGGAGAGAGCGAAUGAAACAGUACAUGAAUGAUGGAAUGCUGGAAGCCAAAGCUGCUGUUGUAGAACUUGCUCUACACAUAUACCUACCCAUAAGGCAGUUCUUCCAUGACAUCAUCCACCCUGAGUAUAGUCCUGUGUGUGAUGUGUAUGCGCUGAUGUUCCUCGUAGAUGUGGUGAAUUUCAUCAUCAUUAUAUUCGGAUACUGGGCAUUUGGAAAGCACAGUGCGGCUGCUGACAUCACAGAGUCACUUUCAGAGGAUCGGGUUCCUGAAGCAUUCCUGGUUAUGCUACUCAUUCAGUUCAGCACCAUGAUUGUGGAUCGUGCGAUCUAUCUCCGGAAAACUCUCCUCGGGAAGUGUGUCUUCCAGGUUGUGCUUGUGUUUGGGAUCCACUUCUGGAUGUUCUUCUUACUGCCUGGUGUUACCGAGAGGAGAUUCAACAGGAAUCCAGUUGCUCAGCUGUGGUAUUUUGUAAAAUGCAUCUAUUUUGGUCUGUCAGCAUAUCAGAUCAAAUGUGGCUACCCAAACCGCGUUCUGGGAAACUUUCUCACCAAGACAUACAACUACUUCAACCUGUUGCUUUUUCAGGGUUUCCGAUUAGUUCCGUUCCUGACAGAGUUACGAGCAGUGAUGGAUUGGGUGUGGACAGACACCACCCUCAGCUUGUCGAGCUGGAUCUGUGUGGAGGACAUCUAUGCCAACAUCUUCAUCCUGAAGUGCUGGAGGGAAGCUGAGAAGAAAUUUCCUCAUCGGUCAGGUCAGAAGAAGAAGAAGGUGGUGAAAUACACAAUGGGCGGCUUCAUAAUUUUUGCUCUAAUCUGCAUCGUCUGGUUUCCUCUUCUCUUCAUGUCAUUGGUCAAGUCUGUAGCAGGAGUAACCAAUCAGCCUUUAGAUGUGUCCAUACAGCUCAGCAUAUUGGGUUACGAGCCGUUGUUCAGCAUGAGUGCUCAGGAGCAGAAUCUGAUCCCAUACUCUGAAUCGGCAUUCCAGAAGAUGACCAGCCAGUUUGCCACUCACCCGUCUGCGAUGCAGUUCAUUGUGAACUAUCUGGCAGAGGAUAUAGUGACAGCAAAAAUCAAGAGUGACGCCAGUUUGCUGUGGAGCAUCAGUCCUGCCAGUCGAAAUGCCAUGAUCCUGGAGCUCAGUAACUCCACACACUUCUACAUUACACUGAGCUGGACUUUACUGCGGAAUGCAUCUCUCGCGUUAAAUGCAGUGAGUGCUGGUGAACACACAGUGAAGUAUGAAGACAGUGCACUAAGAGACAAUUUGGUUUCUAUGCUCAGAGGAUCAUGCAGUCGUCCGGUGAUGCUGGAAAAUCUGUUGCCAAAGUAUAUCAGGGGAACAUCCAGUCCAGAUGCUAAAGUGGCACAUCGACUUCAAGUGGAGCAUUCCAAAUGGCAGGAUGAUCUUCAUCUGCAGUUCUUCCGUCCACUGUCCAUCAAACUGCUGCAGGGAAACGACAGUUCUGUGGGUGCAGGGGUGCAGUGGUGGGUGGUGGAAGAGUGUUUUCCUGAGGCUCCACCCAGCAGAUGUCACAGUAUUGAGAUGGUGGUGUUCAAUGAUAAAGUCAGCCCAUCCAGUGUGGGCUUCCUUGCUGGAUACGGUAUUGUGGGAUUGUACAUGUCUGUGGUGUUGGUCAUUGGUAAGUUUGUGCGUGAAUUUUUCACUGGCAUCUCUCGCUCCAUUAUGUACGAGGAGCUGCCAUGUGUGGACCGCGUGCUCAAACUCUGCAAUGACAUCUUUGUGGUGCGAGAGACAGGAGAGUUGGAGAUGGAGGAGCAGCUGUUUGAGAAGCUUAUAUUCCUGUACCGCUCGCCCGAGACCAUGAUCAAAAUGACACGGAAGAAGAACCAGUAG